CGGCUCUUCCCGCUCAAAUCUGCCCCCGAGGCGGCAUUGCACCUCCUUUUUUUCCUUGACCUGUGGGCGCUGAUUCCCUCCUUGCUUUUCUCCCCCCCGCAGGGUAUAAAAUCCCCGUCAUUGAGAACUUAGGGGCCACGUUGGAUCAGUUUGAUGCGAUUGAUUUCUCGGAUAAUGAGAUCCGGAAACUGGAUGGGUUCCCUCUGUUGAGAAGGCUGAAAACUCUUCUGAUGAAUAACAACAGGAUUUGUCGGAUUGGGGAAGGACUUGAACAAGCUCUGCCCAGUCUCACAGAGCUCGUUCUUACCAACAACAACAUAUCUGAACUGGGUGAACUGGAUCCACUGUCGAGUAUUAAAUCAUUGACUUACCUGAGCAUUUUAAGGAAUCCAGUAACAAAUAAGAAGCAUUACAGACUAUAUGUUAUCUACAAAGUUCCCCAAGUCAGAGUGCUGGAUUUUCAGAAAGUGAAACUCAAAGAGCGACAGGAGGCAGAGAAAAUGUUCAAGGGCAAACGGGGUGCACAGCUUGCAAAGGAUAUUGCCAGGAGAUCCAAAACCUUCAAUCCAGGUGCUGGUCUGCCAACAGACAAAAAGAAAGCCGGGCCCUCCCCGGGUGAUGUUGAGGCGAUCAAGACUGCCAUAGCAAAUGCCUCAACAUUGGCCGAAGUGGAGAGGCUGAAAGGCUUGCUGCAGGCCGGCCAGAUCCCCGGCAGAGAACGAAAGCCAGGCUCGGCCGAGGACGCCGAGGAGGAGAUGGAGGAAGAUCCCGUCCCCACGGGCUCGUAGCUCCUGCGGACGCCGAGCUGCCCACGUGGCGCCGCGCCUCGCGUUGUGCCGCGCCGUUCCGCCCCGUGUCCGUGUCAAUAAAGCGCCGUGUCCGCUC
This is a messenger RNA of Meleagris gallopavo (turkey), 885 nucleotides long. The record is from RefSeq and is a predicted model, not a curated record. Lineage: Eukaryota; Metazoa; Chordata; Aves; Galliformes; Phasianidae.